Rhinichthys klamathensis goyatoka is the source of this 3119-nucleotide messenger RNA. It is a transcript of the gene tmem63ba, whose product is annotated as transmembrane protein 63Ba. The transcript has 24 exons. The record is from RefSeq and is a predicted model, not a curated record. Lineage: Eukaryota; Metazoa; Chordata; Actinopteri; Cypriniformes; Leuciscidae. Gene Ontology annotation, molecular function: calcium-activated cation channel activity; nucleic acid binding. The coding region runs from base 289 to 2760 and encodes 823 amino acids. Gene Ontology annotation, cellular component: plasma membrane.
UCGUGGGUUGCCUAUCAACCGCACAUACAUCGUCACCGGCCCGAUCCAUUACAGCCAUGCUAGGGCUUGUUGUGUGUCAGUGUCGUAGAUGAGACACUAACUGAAAAAUGGCCUAAUCCUCAGCAUUUUGUUUUUCCGAACACUAUUAAACCUUUCCGAGGAAAUCCUGAACUGGAAUUUUGAUACUAUUGCGGUUAUUUUGGGAUAUUACAGCAGUAGCUAACCGAGAGCUACUUUGGCUUUGACCACUCCGGCCAGGUGGAGUUUCAGGAUGCAGCAGUACUGAGGAUGCUGAUUGUCUUAGUUUUGCUCAUGAUGGCUGUGAGCAGUGAAGCUGAGGUCUGCACAGGCCAGCACAACUGCUCCAGCUCCAACAGCUCCAAGGACUACUGCUAUACGGGCCGGAUCCGCACCACCGUACUCCAGGGCCUGCCCUUCGGAGGAGUGCCCACCGUACUCGCCCUUGACUUCAUGUGUUUCUUGGUGCUGCUAUGUGUGUUCUCUCUCUUGAGGAAGGUGGCGUGGGAUUAUGGCCGUCUCGCAUUGGUCUCUGAUGCCGACAGUAGGCGGAAUCAGCACUAUCAACGUCUGGACGAGGAAUAUGUGGCCUCCGCCAUGCAGACGCCUGCCGACUCCCGAUACGAGCGUCUCACCUCUGUGUCCAGCUCGGUCGACUUUGACCAAAGGGACAACGGUCUCUGUUCCUGGCUAACUGCCAUCUUCAGGAUAAAAGAUGACGAGAUCAGGGAGAAGUGUGGCGAGGAUGCCGUCCACUACCUCUCAUUCCAACGGCACAUCAUUGGUCUGUUGGUGGUGGUGGGCGUGCUCUCUGUGGGCAUUGUCCUGCCCGUUAACUUCUCAGGAGACCUAUUAGAAAAUAAUGCCUACAGUUUUGGGCGAACUACAAUAGCCAACUUAUAUUCUGAUAAUAACCUGCUAUGGUUGCACACUACAUUUGCCUGCUUAUAUCUGUUACUGACUGUGUACAGCAUGAGGAGACACACAUCAAAGAUGCACUACAAAGAGGAUGACUUGGUGAAACGCACUUUAUUCAUUAAUGGGAUCGCAAAAUAUGCAGAAGAGAGUGAAAUAAAGCAGCAUUUUGAGAAAGCAUAUGAUAACUGCAUAGUUCUGGAUGCUCGCAUUUGUUACGAUGUUGCCAAGCUUAUGUCUCUGGAGUCUGAAAGGAAAAAAGCAGAACGCAGCAAAAAGUUCUACACGGACCUGAUGGCCAAGGAGCACAUUCCCACUAUGAUUAACCCCAAACCCUGCGGCCACCUCUGCUGCUGCAUCAUCAAUGGCUGCGAGCAGGAAGAGGCUGUCUACUACUACACUAACCUUGAGGCCAAACUAAAGGAAGAAUACAGAAAAGAACGUGAGAAAGUCAACACUAAACCUCUGGGAAUGGCUUUUGUUACCUUCCAGAAUGAAGCCAUGACAGCCCUCAUCCUGAAAGAUUUUAAUGCGUGUCAGUGUCAUGGCUGCCACUGUCGACGAGAGCCGAAGUCCUCCCCCUUCAGCAACGGGCUCAACACAUUCAACUGGACAGUCACAUAUGCUCCAAAUCCACAGAAUGUUUACUGGGAGCAUUUGUCCACUGGUGGCCUCAACUGGUGGCUCCGCUGCCUUGUCAUCAACUGCUUUCUCUUCAUCUUGCUCUUCUUCCUCACCACCCCUGCCAUCAUCAUCUCCACCAUGGACAAGUUCAACGUCACCAAACCCGUGGAGUACCUAAAUAACCCCAUCAUCACUCAGUUCUUCCCCACCCUGCUGUUGUGGUGCUUCUCGGCCCUUCUCCCCACCAUCGUCUACUACUCUGCCUUCUUUGAAGCCCACUGGACACGAUCUGGAGAGAACAGAACCACCAUGCACAAAUGCUACACCUUCCUCAUAUUUAUGGUUCUGCUGCUGCCAUCUCUGGGCCUGAGCAGUUUGGAUGUUUUCUUCCGCUGGCUCUUUGACAAGACAUUUCUUGACCAGGCAAAAGUCCGGUUCGAAUGUGUCUUCCUUCCAGAUAACGGAGCUUUCUUUGUGAACUAUGUUAUCGCGUCUGCUUUCAUCGGUAACGCCAUGGACCUGUUGCGCAUUCCUUAUUUUCUCAUGUACAUGAUCCGACUGUGUCUGGCACGUUCAGCAGCCGAGAGGCGCAACGUGAAGAAGCAUCAAGCUUAUGAGUUCCAGUUUGGAGCUGCUUAUGCCUGGAUGAUGAACGUCUUCACUGUGGUCAUGACCUACAGCAUCACCUGUCCAAUUAUUGUACCAUUUGGCCUGAUGUAUAUGCUACUGAAGCACCUGGUGGACAGGUAUAACAUGUAUUAUGCCUACCUGCCCUCCAAACUGGAUAAGAAAAUCCACUCUGGAGCUGUCAACCAAGUGGUGGCAGCACCCAUCCUCUGCCUCUUCUGGCUGCUCUUCUUCUCUACUGUCCGUACAAGUUUUAGCGCUCCAACAUCAAUGUUUACUUUUGUGGUUCUGAUCAUCACCAUCAUCAUUUGCCUCUGCCAUGUCGUCUUCGGUCAUUUCAAAUACCUCAGUGCGCACAAUUAUAAGGUUGACAUGGACGGUGUGGACAAUGGACGACCACCAGGUUCAUCCCCACCUGUCAAGUCUGUGCAGACGUACGUCGCUCAAGUCUUACAGGACGAGAAGAGCACUGGCGAGGACGAGGGCCAGGCGUCCUCGCAGGAUGAGGAAGUGGUGACCGAGGGGGAUUUCCAGUCCGGAGAGGACAGCCUUAUUGAGAACGAGGUGCAUCAGUGACCCAUGCCAGGGCCACACCAUGUACUGAACUUAAGAGAAACUAGCAGGAGAUCCACUACACCUCACUACACUUAACGCGUGUGUGUGAGCGUGUGUGUGUGUGUGCGUGAAUCCAUCACAGCUGACAGCUAAAACACUCCUUUAUUAUUAAGGCUUGGAGACAGGAUGGCCAAUUGUCAAGAAUCUGAAGUGGCUUGUGAUUGUACUCCAUAAGAAACUGGUUCAUCAUAGUUUCAUAAUUAUUGUUUGCAAUGUUUGCCCUGUUCGUACAGCAUUUGGUCAGUACCAAGUUUCUUGCCCUUGCAAGCGCAUGUCUAGUAAAUAAUACCAAAAAUAGUAAUGAUCACUAAUUUGCCAUU